AUGCGCAGAAGGCUGGAGAAGGUCAAAACCUCUGCCAAAAAGAUCAAAAAUGCUAUCAAAGACCUACCAAAACGCUCCAAGAAAGAACUUAAGCCACCUGAACAGCUACCACAAGCUACAAUAGCACCGGUAAUUCCUGAAGUUGAACUUCUCCCAGAGCUAGAAAUACCAUUCCCUGGCGCCGGUGACAAUGCAGGCGCAGGCCCAUAUAGAAAAGCCUCCAGGAGAUCUGGAUCAGGGUCUGGAUUAGGUUCCAAGAAGUCUGAACCAAGCUCGAAGAAAUCUGGAUCCGGUACGAAACAACCUGGGUCAGGUAUUAUAAAGAGGAAAGCUGUACCUGCGCCACCAGCAGUACUUGCAGCUGGACCUCCGCCAGAGGAAGAAACGCCGGCUUUGACAAGAGCUGCAUCGGAUCCUGAGACAUCCAGCACAGGCGAAAAGGUGGGCCCAGAUCCGUCUAGAAGAGCUUCUAGGAGAUCUGGAUCAGGGUCUGGAUCAGAUUCCAAGAAGUCUAAAUCAAGCUCGAAGAAAACUGGAUCAAGUAUCAAACAACCUGAGUCAGGUGUAAAGAAGAAGAGAUCAGGAUCGCCAAAUACUGGAUCAGGCUCUAAGUCAGGCUCAAAAAUAGGCUCUGGUGCAAGCGAAGACCCCUCUGGAUCAGGUUCAAUUAAGGCCGCAUCUGCUAAAUCAUGGAGCACAGGUGAUUAUGGUACAGGGCCGAAGACAAGCCCAAAGAGAUCCGGAUCGGGUUCUGGAGCAUGGUCUGAAAAGUCUAAAGCAAGUUCGAAAAAGUCCGAGUCGGGUACAAAGGAAGUUCCAGAAGGAUCACUGAAAUCCGGGGCAAGCGUAAGGUCGUCUGUGUAUGGACCAGGUGAAGGGCCACCCGACAAACCACCUGGUCGUGACCCCGCCAUGCCUCGUGUUUGGCUCCGUCAAAAAGGAGCUCAAUAUGCGAGCUGGAUCAAUGACCCUCAAGCCCCCGGCUGUCCUAUUGGCCCAAAUACACUAACAAUGCCCCAGGCAGUCUUAUUGGGUGGAACGAGACAGACCUUUAGCACUGGUGAUGACUUAAAAUGGGUUGAACAGCCUUUGUUCUUACCACCACAGGAAGAGAUGCCCCGAAAGCAUGAAGACUAUACACAGGAGGGUCUGAUGUUUGAUAGGACAUUUGUUCGUAUACUGUUCUCGCCACAAAUUAUGGAAUGCAAGAACAUCGAUCGUGAAGAAGACUUGGGUGAACAAGCUGGAAAUUAUCCGCAUGUGUCCGAGCAAAUGCUGGCUCUCUAUCGACGAAAGCAUGAUCUUGAUAACCUUCGGUAUAUCUUCAUGACAAGCAUUGUCAACAUUCAGACUUCGGACCUUUUACUAUGGAAGAUGUAUCCUUCUAGUGGUCCAUGGGAGCCGGAGGCUUGGGAGUCUGGCACAGAUGAAUAUCUGGAGCUUCUGGGUACCCGGAUUGGAAGGACUGCGGCGUCUAUUGUGCUGGCUGGUUUCCCUCGUGGUACAAUUCGAAUCGCCCGUAUUUGGGUCUGGGAGUAUGGUGGUGCGAGCAUGCAAAUGCGCUUUGAUCUUGAGCGAGCUCAGUAA
This is a messenger RNA of Penicillium odoratum, 1587 nucleotides long. RefSeq lists its product as uncharacterized. NCBI's taxonomy places the organism in Eukaryota, Fungi, Ascomycota, Eurotiomycetes, Eurotiales, Aspergillaceae. The record is from RefSeq and is a predicted model, not a curated record. The coding region runs from base 1 to 1587 and encodes 528 amino acids. The transcript has a single exon.